UAGGUUGAGCCUCUGCACAGGGGCAGUCUUACCUGGCUAAGCACAGACUCUCCCCUUGGGACUUUUUCCUGCUUUGCAAAAUGAUGACCAUCUCUUUGAUUUGGGGGCUUGCUGUGGUGUGCGUCAUAUGGGUUAUCUUUGGCAUAAGGAGAAGGAAAGCAGGUGAGCCUCCUCUGGAGAACGGGUUGAUCCCGUACUUGGGUUGCGCUCUGAAAUUCGGGUCCAAUCCUCUCGAGUUUCUGAGAGCAAAUCAAAGGAAGCACGGCCAUGUUUUUACCUGCAAACUAAUGGGGAGAUACGUCCACUUCGUCACCAACUCCUCGUCAUACCCUAAGGUGUUAAGUCAUGGAAAAUAUUUUGAUUGGAAAAAAUUCCAUUACACGACUUCUGCGAAGGCAUUUGGACACAGAAGCAUUGACCCAAGUGAUGGAAAUACCACGGAAAACAUAAACAACACUUUCGCCAAAACCCUCCAGGGAGACGCUUUGCACUCACUCUCUGAAGUCAUGAUGCAAAACCUCCAAUUGACCUUGAGGCCUCCUGGUCUUCCUAAAUCAGAGAGUGCUGUCUGGGUCACCGAAGGGAUGUACGCCUUCUGCUACCGAGUGAUGUUUGAAGCCGGAUAUCUAACUCUGUUUGGUAGAGAUACUUCAAAGCCAGAUGCACAAAGAGCUCUUAUUCUCAACAACCUUGACAACUUCAAGCAAUUUGACCAAGUCUUUCCCGCGCUGGUGGCAGGCCUCCCUAUUCGCUUGUUCAGGAUGGCACAUAAGGCCCGGGAAAAACUGGCUGAGGGCUUGAAGCAUAAGAACCUCUCUAAGAGGGAACAGGUCUCUGAACUGAUCAGUCUGCGCAUGUUUCUCAAUGACACUCUCUCCACCUUUGAUGACGCAGAGAAGGCCAAGACGCACCUCGCUAUCCUCUGGGCAUCUCAAGCAAACACCAUUCCUGCAACCUUCUGGAGCCUGUUUCAGAUGAUCAGGAGUCCUGAAGCAUUGAAAGCAGCCUCUGAAGAAGUGAACGGAGCAUUGCAGAGCGCUGGCCAAAAUCCCAGCUGUGAAGGGAACACUAUUUAUUUGGAUCAAAUGCAGCUGAACGACCUGCCGGUCCUAGACAGCAUCAUCAAAGAGGCGCUGAGACUGUCUAGUGCGUCCUUGAAUAUCCGGACUGCUAAGGAGGAUUUCACUUUACACCUGGAAGAUGGUUCCUAUAGCAUCCGAAAAGAUGACAUCAUAGCUCUUUACCCGCAGCUAAUGCAUUUGGAUCCUGAAAUCUACCCAGAUCCUCUGACUUUUAAAUAUGACCGAUACCUUGACGAGAACGGGAAGGCAAAGACCUCCUUCUACAGCAAUGGGAGCAAACUGAAGUGUUUCUACAUGCCAUUUGGAUCUGGAGCUACAAUAUGCCCUGGAAGACUAUUUGCUGUCCAAGAGAUCAAGCAAUUUUUGAUUCUGAUGCUUUCGUGCUUUGAACUGGAACUUGUAGAGAGCCCUGUCCAGUGUCCCCCUCUCGAUCAGUCCAGGGCAGGCUUGGGAAUUCUGCCACCAUUACAUGAUAUUGAGUUUAAAUACAAACUGAAACAUUUGUGACCUGUGGUUGGAAGAAGAGGACCCUGGAUGAUGUUACUGGACUCUAGAGAGUCUCACUAAACAGGCCCUUGGGACAAAUGCUCACCGAUGCUUCCCAGGGACUGACUGUAUCUGUGAAAAGAACUGGUACUCAGGGUACCAUUCUCUGUUCUUGCUGCCUGGUUUCUGAGUGCUCAGAUAGCUGAGGCCUGAGUUUCAUCACUCUCAGAAGCAAUGUCUUUUGUUUUUAUUUUCAAAAUGAAGAUAUUACAAUUAGCAGGAUUUUUCCUAAGGAAAUUGCAUAUUUAAUAAUUUCGUAAAAUAUAUUUUUAUGAAAACUAUUGAUUAAUUAUGAAAAGGCUUCAAAUUCACGUUUUAGUGAAAUUGUUAUUUUUCAUGAGUAGGUUCUUCAGGUGUGAGCACAUAUUAUAAAAAGGUUUUAAGGGAUCACAGCAUACUUUGCUUAAAGGAAAAAAAAAAGAUUAUCCAGCCUUUCCUCUGCCUAAUGGUGAGAGCUUUGACAACAAUGCUACCGUUCUGGAGACACUGUGGGAGUAUAGCACUUUCCUGUCAUGUUUCAAGAGGUUGUUGCUGGAAAUCCUCAUUCCGGUGUUUCAACUGCCUAUCUCUCUUCUUUUUUCAUCAUUCACACCAAUGAGAAGAGCGAUUCUCAGAGAUUAAAAAGCACUUCCCCAGAACCCACCGCUGAUUCCUUUAUAUUUCCUCAGAACCUCACCUCUGUCACCUUUAAGCCUUUCCAGCACUGGAGAGGCAGAGGCAGAGGCAGAGGCAGAGGCAGAGGCAGAGGCAGAGGCAGAGGCAGAGGCAGAGGCAGAGGCAGAGGCAGAGGCAGAGGCAGAGGCAGAGGCAGAGGCAGAGGCAGAGGCAGAGGCAGAGGCAGAGGCAGAGGCAGAGGCAGAGAUUUCUGGGAGUUUGAUGUCAGCCUGGUUCACAGAGUGAGUUCCAGGCAAGCCAGGGCUACAGAAUAAGACCUUGUCUCACUGAAAAAUAAAUAAAUAAUAUAAUUAAUAAAGUCAAUUCUAUGUUAUAAUUGAUUAUGAAUUAAUGUAAAUGAGAUUUAAAAUCAACUCUAAGGAAAUGACCAUUCAAAAUGGUCUAUUUUAGCUAUUUAACUAAAAUGUGCAAAUUGACAUUAUAUGUUCUUUUAAGAUGUCAUGUUUUAUCUCUAAAUGCCUCGUAGAUGAAGAUCAACAAUAGUGUUUAAAUACCGAGUGCAAUAACGCAUUGUAAUGUUCUUUAAGAGUGUUAUUAGCUGUGCCAUUUUUACUGACAUACAUACAUAUAUUUUUAUACAAAUUAUAUUUAUCUUUUUCCUUGUACUAUAACUGUAAGAAAAAAAAUUGUAACAUCUAGUAAUUUAAAAACUAUCCACCUUUCAGAAUUGAACAUGUUUUUGUUUUAAACUUUGCAAAAGAAAGUUUAAAUUAUUCAUCUACUGAUAAGUUAAAAAAUUUUAUCUGAUUUAUUUAAAAUAUUCACAAUUUCAAGAAACCCAAAAAUUUCAAAAUAAUCAUUUACUUAAAAGUCUCCCCAGGAUUACAGAAAAUCCAAUGAAAUGUUUUUGUGUGGGGGACUGAGCCGUGGUCCAGUGGAUGCUCAGCAGGUCCUCCAAUAGUGAGCUGCAUCUGUAAGACUCCUAGAACUUUUAAAAUCUUAUCACUAAACAUUAGCUUGGAGCUAUUACCUAGGCAGGAUAUUUUCCUUUCCUUUACGUUUGACAGAGUCCGACAGCGAGGCAGCUGGCUGGAGCUCUCCGCAUAGCUUGAGCAGGCUUUGACCUCACUCAACUCUUGCUUUUCCCUUUCUAGGAAGUUAUUUUCCAUAUCAAGAAAAUUAAAUUCUUUAGAUGAGGCAUAGGAAUAACAAAAUUCUGUUAUAUACUAAUCUACAUUAAAUUGAAUUUCUAAUGUGUUUUUCAAGUAACUUUGAUGAGUCCUUGAAUUGAAUGCACCUUUAUACCUUUCCAUGGCUUUUCAAGAGAGUGUUUUCCGUGCACAAAACGAUGGGUGUCAUAGUGAUGUCUUGGUUCCAGGUCUUUCGUCCUGUGCAGUGAUGGCUGACAAUUGGUAGCCGAUGAACCAAAGGUACUCUUUCUGCUUUUGUGCGGCCUAAGUGUUAAGAAUGUUUUUACAUUUUAAAUGCUUAGAAGAAAAGCAAAAGAGACCAUUUUGUGUCAUAUAUGAAGUGUGUAAAAUGCAGACUGGCACACCAAUGAGUAAAGUUUUAUUGGGAUAUCAUA
Molecule: messenger RNA, 3828 nt
Organism: Alexandromys fortis (reed vole)
Lineage: Eukaryota; Metazoa; Chordata; Mammalia; Rodentia; Cricetidae
Gene: Cyp7a1
Product: cytochrome P450 family 7 subfamily A member 1
Exons: 6
Coding region: 81-1589 (502 amino acids)
Biological process (GO): cholesterol homeostasis; bile acid biosynthetic process
Cellular component (GO): intracellular membrane-bounded organelle
Molecular function (GO): heme binding; cholesterol 7-alpha-monooxygenase activity; iron ion binding
Source: RefSeq, a predicted model, not a curated record